AUGCUAGGAAAUGAGGGCUGGACCUCUGCCGUAGGUUCCAGCCUCGCCAUCUUGAUUUGUCUUCUCUAUGUGCCGUUUUUGCUCAAUCAAAUAGAGACAAUACGACAGAGUGUCCAAGGACAGCGCCAUCAGUUUGAGCACUUCGAAAAGUUGGCGUUGAAUGAAUUUGAGAAAAUCCACACCGAGUCGUUCCUAAAGCCAAGACGAGUUCGACAAGUUCCCUCUGGACAAUGCCAAUGUGAAGCCAUUGAUAACAACAAUUGCCCAUCUGGGCCACCGGGACCGCCUGGAUACGCUGGUGAGCCCGGAUUGCCGGGAGCUAAUGGAAAGCCUGGUGUGACUGGAGCGCCGGGUGAAAUCGACUCCGAAGAUCAGGGAUGGUGCCGUAGAUGUCCCGCGGGCCUACCUGGCCUACCAGGAGCACCCGGCCCAACUGGACCACCCGGUGAUGAUGGAAAGCCUGGGGAACCCGGAUUUGUGUUUGGAGUGUCCGAGCCUGGAGAACCCGGUCGACCCGGACGGCCUGGAUCCCCAGGAGAAAAUGGAGUCGAUGGAGCCCCUGGAGAACCCGGAAAGAGUGGAACGUUUUCUUGGCCUGGAUCAGCUGGGCCAGAUGGGUCACCUGGGCCACCUGGCCCAAAGGGACCUCCCGGUGAAGUUGGAGUGCCCGGCCGGAAGGGAUCGGCUGGAGAUUACGGUAAACAGGGAAAACCCGGGCCCCAAGGUUUUCCGGGAGAAAAGGGCGCCCCAGGGCCACCGGGUCUCGACGGUGGAGGACUUCGUUGUGGCUGCAAAUGGAGUUUCCUUCAUGUUGCUGACACAGAGGCCCGUUCAUUGGAGCAUUGGGUCUACGAAGAAGGUGGAUUCGAUAACGAUAAAUGGGCAAAGUACCAACAGGAAUGGAAAGAAGAAAUGGGGCAAAAGAGGAAGGGAAAUUCGGAGGGAAGUUCUAGCGAUGAGGAUGGGAAAGCUGACAAGCAUAGGCAUCACGGAGACGGAUGGAAGAAAGCUGGGCCUAAGAAAUCGUCAAGUUCGUCAAAGAAAUCGUCAAGUUCGUCAAAGAAAUCUUCAAGUAGUUCGUCGUCAAGCGAUGGUGGUGAAGAGAAAAAGCACAGAGAUGAGGAAGAAUAUUGGAAAAAGGCGAAAGCUGAUAAAGAGAGGCCAAAAGGACAUAAGCAUUCAAGUGAGAGUUCAUCAGGAAGUGCUGAAAAGAAAAAGCAAAAAGAGGAAGAGGAAAGUUGGAAGAAAACGUCACAGGCGAUUGAGGCCACAACAGCUGCUUAUAUUCCGAGACCCUAUCAUCAGACUUAUUUCGGUGAUCAGAAUCCGACUCAAAAUACUCCAAAUCAAAACUAUGGCUAUCAGGAUCCUUAUGGCUAUCCAAAACGAAAGCAUCACAAGCAUAAACAUCACAAGAAACAUCAUCGUCCAAAAUAUAUUCCAAGACCAUAUCAGCAGACUUAUUUCGGAGAUCAGAAUUCUGAAGCUGGAAAUCAGCCCAACGAUUAUCAACGACCUGCGAACAGUUAUCAACGAAAUCAGUACGGACAUCCUUAC
Messenger RNA from Mesorhabditis belari, 1557 nucleotides. NCBI's taxonomy places the organism in Eukaryota, Metazoa, Nematoda, Chromadorea, Rhabditida, Rhabditidae. The record is from the annotation of a GenBank genome assembly.